AGCGCAAAUUUGUAACCGCCGUCAGGUUCUUGUAAUGGAGGCAGGUUUCGAUAUGACACAGAUUUCAACUAUGUCCUUCGAUACUACUGGAUUAUAUGAAUAGAUCUGUAUGUUAUUGUUGUUUUCGGGAUACGAGACAUACAGGCCGUCAUUGAAAUUAUUACUAAUCACCUGAUUGCGUCGUUUGGCGACAGGUCGUGUGUAUAACCGAUCCCGGUGUAGGAAUCAAGGUUGGAGGUGAAAGCUGGGAUUGGCCAACUGACCAGCCGGGAUGGGGAAGUUAUUGUCCAAGGUGUUCGGCAACAAGGAGAUGAGAAUACUCAUGUUGGGGCUUGAUGCAGCAGGAAAAACUACUGUGCUAUACAAGUUGAAGUUAGGCCAGUCAGUCACCACCAUCCCCACAGUCGGCUUCAACGUGGAGCAAGUCAACUACAAGAAUGUCAAGUUCAGUGUCUGGGAUGUUGGGGGGCAGGACAAGAUACGACCUCUAUGGCGGCACUACUUCACAGGAACACAAGGUCUCAUUUUCGUGGUGGACUGCGCUGACAGGGACCGUAUUGACGAGGCCAGACAGGAGCUGCAUCGCAUCAUCAACGAUCGCGAGAUGAGAGACGUCAUUAUUCUGAUAUUUGCUAACAAACAGGAUCUCCCAGAUGCUAUGAAGCCACAUGAAAUUCAAGAGAAGCUAGGAUUAACACGAAUACGUGACCGCAACUGGUAUGUUCAGCCAGCGUGUGCGACAACGGGUGACGGACUGUACGAGGGCCUCACAUGGCUCACUUCCAACCACAAGUCUUGAUUGAGGCUGGGCACAUAGCACCAGUCUGUUUUAUAUUACAAACUCUUCAAAACAUACUGACAAAACAGAUACAGUGGACAGACCCACCGUCGUGGGAUGCUGGCUGACCUGUAGCCAGCUGUGGACAUUCAUGCAAGUCACCUGUGCAUAGACGCUGACCGUGACAACCUUCAGGCCCUAUUGGACGCUGCUCAUGCAGGCUUGUCACAUGGGAUUUAUUUCUGUUUUUUACGGUGCUUCAUUUGAUCUUGUAAAAAGUGUUGAAAGGGGCCAGAGUGUAUAUUUUGCAAGUAGACUUUUUGUAUACUUCCGACUUAUUUGCCUCUCUGUACAGUUAAAAUGCAUGUGGCCAUUUCGGCACAAGUACCUGAUGCUGGACUGUAGUAACACUGCAUGGUUUCUCUAAUUCUCCCAGGUAGUCAAGUAGCCCCAGGAUGUCCAUAUCACUCACGUUACAUUCGUAUAUUUAUUCGUUGCGUCGACCUGUUGGGAAAGACAACCUUCCAUGGAGCGUGAAGACGAUGAUGCAGCAUGGCCUGUUAUCUCGACAAACUCGUAUCACCUCAGACAUAUCGUCACACUAACUUCUCCAGUUUUCUAUUGGUUAGGAAAGAGUUUUGUAUGUUUUUGUGUGAAAUUAUCAGCUUCUUCGAGAUCUCAUCCGCUGAAAUACUAUACAAGGCUUGGAGGCGAAUCAGCACAACUACCCCAGCAGGAGAUGUCUAAUAUUUACCAAUACAACAAGACUGCGUGUGAAUCCCUGUUUUAUCAUUUGUAAUUCAGAAUGAACUCUACCAUCUGUCAUUUUUGGACACACUAGAACUUAUCUGUAUAUAAGAAAUUUUAGAGAUUAUGUUAUGUUUUUCACUUGUAAAGCAAACUGUUUAGCUACACAUACAAGAUAUUAGUAUUGCAUAUCUGAUUUUGUCUGUGAAUAAUAAAGACACUGUCACCUCUAUUUGCACACUAUGUAUCCAUCAACAGUAUCCAGAGUUCAACAGAAGAUGAUGUUUUCUUAUCCAUGGAGCUUUUGUGGUCUGAAGGUAUUUUCUGAGUAUACAUUUCUUAUAUCUACUUCAAGGCAGAUAUUACAAAUGUAUUUGUUUCUCUCUUUUUGGGGGUAGAUACAAGCAGCUUUUAGUUUCCUCAAGUCAACACUUUCUAUUUUACAUCAGCCUUCCCCUCACACUCAUCCGUUUCGCAUGUUCAACACACAUCUUUGCUAAAAGUAUUUGCAUUACACUUGACGUAUUCGUUAACACACAGACCUCGUCACCAUCUUGAUCUGUGUUUGGUGCAAGAUGUAGAAAGCUGAUAAUGGUCACAUGUGUCAUGGACAGUUCCCUUGGUGACCCACAUGUGAUGACCAUCAUGGAAAAUAACCUGCAGCUGUGUCUGGUGUCCGUCUAGACACUGUCCUGGUGCUGUGUCUUGUGUCCAUCUAGACACUGUCCUGGUGCUGUGUCUGGUGUCCAUCUAGACACUGUCCUGGUGCUGUGUCUGGUGUCCAUCUAGACACUGUCCUGGUGCUGUGUCUGAUGUCCAUCUAGACAUUGUCCUGGUGCCGUGUCUGGUGUCCAUCUAGACAUUGUCCUGGUGCUGUGUCUGGUGUCCAUCUAGACACUGUCCUGGAGCUGUGUCUGGUGUCAAUCUAGACACUGUCCUGGUACAGUGUCUGGUGUCCGUCUAGACACUGUCCUGGUGCUGUGUCUGGUGUCCAUCUAGACACUGUCCUGGAGCUGUGUCUGGUGUCCAUCUAGACAUUGUCCUGGUGCUGUGUCUGGUGUCCAUCUAGACACUGUCCUGGUACUGUGUCUGGUGUCCGUCUAGACACUGUCCUGGAGCUGUGUCUGGUGUCCACCUAGAUAUUGUCCUGGUGCUGUGUCUGGUGUCAAUCUAGACACUGUCCUGGUGCUGUGUCUGGUGUCCAUCUAGACAUUGUCCUGGUGCUGUGUCUGGUGUCCAUCUAGACACUGUCCUGGUGCUGUGUCUGGUGUCCAUCUAGACACUGUCCUGGUGCUGUGUCUGGUGUCCGUCUAGACACUGUCCUGGUGCUGUGUCUGGUGUCCAUCUAGACAUUGUCCUGGUGCUGUGUCUGGUGUCCAACUAGACACUGUCCUGGAGCUGUGUCUGGUGUCCACCUAGACAUUGUCCUGGUGCUGUGUCUGGUGUCCGUCUAGACAUUGUCCUGGUGCUGUGUCUGGUGUCCGUCUAGACACUGUCCUGGUACAGUGACUGGUGUCCACCUAGACAUUGUCCCGGUGCUGUGACUGGUGUCCACCUAGACACUGUCCUGGUACUGUGUCUGGUGUCCAUCUAGACACUGUCCUGGUGCUGUGUCUGGUGUCCAUCUAGACACUGUCCUGGUACAGUGACUGGUGUCCACCUAGACAUUGUCCUGGUGCUGUGUCUGGUGUCCAUCUAGACACUGUCCUGGUGCUGUGUCUGGUGUCCAUCUAGACACUGUCCUGGUGCUGUGUCUGGUGUCCACCUAGACAUAGUCCUGGUACAGAGACUGGUGUCCACCUAGACAUUGUCUUGGUGCUGUGACUGGUGUCCAUCUAGACACUGUCCUGGUGCUGUGACUGGUGUCCAUCUAGACACUGUCCUGGUGCUGUGUCUGGUGUCCGGCUAGACAUUGUCCUGGUGCUGUGUCUGGUGUCCACCUAGACAUUGUCCUGGUGCUGUGUCUGGUGUCCGGCUAGACAUUGUCCUGGUGCUGUGUCUGGUGUCCACCUAGACAUUGUCCUGGUGCUGUGUCUGGUGUCCACCUAGACACUGUCCUGGAGCUGUGUCUGGUGUCCACCUAGACAUUGUCCCGGUGCUGUGUCUGGUGUCCACCUAGACAUUGUCCUGGUGCUGUGUCUGGUGUCCAUCUAGACAUUGUCCUUGCGCUGUGUCUGGUGUCCACUUAGACAUUGUCCUUGCGCUGUGUCUGGUGUCCACCUAGACAUUGUCCUGGUGCCGUGUCUGGUGUCCAUCUAGACAUUGUGCUUGCGCUGUGUCUGGUGUCCACCUAGACAUAGUCCUGGAGCUGUGUUAGGUUCAAGGUGACCUUCAAGUGACAUGAGUUACUGACAAUGUCCUGUAGUUGCUUGGUAAUGUUCCAGACAUUGUCCAGUACCUGUACAAGGGUGAUUUGGUGAAUUUAAGACUCUUGUAUUGCACAGACACUAUUUUGUACAUUGUGUCCUGAGCUUGUUACAGUGUUGGUUGGUGAACGUCCAGACACUUGUAUGUUAAGGAGUGUACGGUACAACAUGACAUUUUUUAUAAUGAUCUUGAACAGACACUGUCUUUAAUUACAAGGUGGCCUGUUUCGAAACACUUUUAUGUCACAGACAUUGUCUUAUGACAAUGUCUGGUACAAAAUGAAUUGGCUGCUUGGUGAUCCUCCAGACACUGUCUUGUAGUACAAGGUGACCUGGAUGCUUGAUGACCUUCCAGAGACUUGUGUCCAGACACUGUCAUGUCGCUGCUUGUAGUUCCCCCUCAUCACCCGGUGGCUUGCCGGUCUGUCUUCCACCACCGCUGCAGUAUGAUGAGAGCCAGUGAGAGUCAGUGUGUGUCUGUGUGUUUGUGAGGGACCUACACAACAUCCUGUAGACGUGAACAAGAAGUCGUUUCUUGUACACACUCAGAUCAAUGUUUGUAGACCAUGGUAUUCCUAAAGCAGAACUUGUAUGUGAAAUGUGAUGUAUGUAUAGGAUAGAUCAUGCCUUCUGUACACCUAGAACUUAAUAUAUUACCCAUGUUGAAAAGGCUAGAUGAGGACUCAGGGCAUACCUUUCUGUAAACCGGCUCAUAGUGCUUACCUUCAUUCCAUGCUUUCCUUGUAGCGAUGGACAUAGAAUUGUUCUCAUCAGAUUGAUGUGCCUGGCUUUUAGAGGCAGGCUGCUUGACAGUGACAGCUGUCUGCGUGCGUGUCCGUUGUUUCGCUGAAUUGAGAUUAGACCUCCAGUUGUUGCCUCUGUCCCUAUGUUGUUAGGUUUUCAGAUAACCAAGUCGAUUCAGACACAUUUGCUAACUUAACAUAUGCAUAUUUUGUGCCUCUCCAGAACGAAGCAACGUACAGAAUGUCUGUUUUUGUACCAUGUAUAUAGCUGGCUUCCUACUCAAGAAGCUUCUGUUGUCAUUGUAACCAAACAGUUUUAAAUAAGUGAUUUGUUUUAAUAAGUGAUUUGUUUAGGUUAGGUUUAAAACAUUCUUGCUUAUGAUGAUAUUUUUGUGAAACGGCAGUGUUUUAUAUUUGGAAAACCGAUCGAUGUCAUCCCAGUAUUUCAGGAUUUCGUGUGAUGGCUACGUGUCUCUGUGUCCAGCUCAAGGAAAUGUGUUUGAUUUGAAGCUGGCCACCAAGGGUAUUAAUAAUCUGUACAUUUUAAUGAAACUGAUUUGUAAAUGUGUGAUUCUGUGAGUGGUAAGUGUGUCGAUUGGUUGGUCUUUAGAUAUUGUUAUCUGUUACUCUUUUAGCAUAUAUAUGUGUGGUGUUAGCAGCCGACUGCAUGCAUCUGUAAGGGGUGGAGAUAUACAGUGAUACGACAUCGUACCGCAAUACAUGGUUGAUGGUAGGUGCCUCGUCUUGAAAUUUGAUACAGCGAUGCCUGUUACCUGGGAUUAUGCUGUUUCAAGUGAAAUCAUUUUUGUAUUGAGCUACAAGUGUCUUUUGAUACCAAAUAUUUCACCCUGAACGGAUAAAAAUGAUUCAAGAUGAACGGAUAAAAGUAAUUAGUUUGAAGUCUGGAAAGUAUAACUGCAGCAUUGUUCGAUGAAUGAUGAGGUUCUAUUAUUGACCAACAUCAGCAAGUUUCAUGCGAAUUACGAAAUUCCCUAUCCAUCUCCUACAAAAUCAAAAUCCUGUUAUUUCUCUAAGUAUGGAAACUGUAUCUGAUGAUUAAUCAAGGUUAAGAUUAGGGCUUGGUAAUAAAGGAAAAUGUGUAAAGUGGAGAAAUAUACUUUGUAUGAUGCAGCUUGUAUGGCAAUACGUGUCGUAUCACGCCCCUUGUGUCUGUGAUGGACAACACGGAUCUAGACUAGCAUGUUUGUUUGUCAGAGGUGUCCAGGGCAUAUUUAUACAAUUAUUAAUGAAUGUUUAUUACGACGUUGCAUACCUGUUGUUAUUACCAGAGUAAAAGCUAGAUUACAAAGGAGACUGUAGUCGGAGAGUAGACAUACCCGUUGGAAGACAGGUGAGAGAAUGUAUGACAUCACACAAGUAUCCUUAGCCCCCACCACUGUAGCCUUCUGUAUGUUAGUCACAGAACAAGGAGUCCAACUACAGCUCUGCCUCAGUACCAUAGCCAGGAUGAUAUCCUCAUUAUAGCCUUUCUGUAAGACAUUAUUACCAAACUGUGUUGUCGCUAUGACAAGACUUGGUAUAUGUUAUCUGUUGGGCAUUAUGUGAUGAUCUGGGCCAUAUGAGGUUUGUGUAGAUAAAUUAAAUGAAAUUAUUCAAAUAUUUGAAGAGGAUGAUGGCCGAACAUUUUUGUAGCAGCUGGACAGAUGAUAAGCAACUGUUCAGGAUUUGAUACAAGAUGACAUCAGAUGAUGACAUUGGGGGAUAUAGCAAAUAUACAACUGAGCUUCUGCUAGAGAUCAAUAUAUCUUAUUAUUCCAGAGGGGACUGAAUGUGACUUGGAGCUGUCCUAUGAACAGUAUUCAGUAUUGCAAUCGAGGAGAUGUUUUUUCAGCUCUAUUUGAGUUGGUCUUGACAUGAAAUAAUUCAUUAAGUUACAUAGUACUCUGAGGUUUGUUUCGGUAUCAGAUUUCCUGGUAUACCUAACACAAGUUCAGUAGUAUUGAUCUCUUGUUUAUAUACCUGGAGUCAUGUUGGAAAAUGAUUCACUGUUUAUAAGCAAUGUGUUGAUUGCUGUUGACACUGAUUUCAGCUGUUUACUCUUGAUUCAGCUGUUGUCACUCGAUUCAGCUUUUGACACCUGAUUUAGCUGUUGAAGCUCGAUUCAGCUUUUGACACUAGAUUUAGCUGUUGACGCUCGAUUCAGCCGUUGUUGGCAAUGCAAGCCCAACUGUCAUUCUUUAGCUACGAUCAGUCCUGCAGUUAAACUCAGAUAUCGUUCGAAGUAAGCUUAACUCAGUUCAUCCUAUCCUGUCAAGCUAAAGUCAGGGCCUGCAAUGGGCAGUUCACAAGCGCGCUUGUUAUCUCUUGCUUUCUGUUGAGCUCAGUCCUACCAUAAGGCACAAACUUGGGGAGGAGGAGGAGGAGGUACAUUUGUCGUUUCCUAUGUCAACAUUGCAUUUCAUAAGUCAAGAUUAAUAUCUUCAGCUUCAGAUUGUCAAUAUUGAAAUAAUUUGCUCUGCAUCAACUUGUUUCAAUUAUCAUCUUCAGAAUUAACUGAUAAAAAACCGAUGCUGUGUUUUGAACAUUAAAAACGUUUUGGAAGAAUUUCUUGUGUGGAUAGUUGUGUGAGUUUAGUCCCUGUCUAACUAAGCCCUACUACUAACUACUACUAGGAAGGUCACUUCAUCUGGUUGGCUGUGGGCCUGGGUCCGCUCUUCCUGUGGCAGGUUCUUGUAGACAGGGGUAUCCCUGGUACACUCCAUGGAGGUGUAGUGUAUAAACGUUGGUGAUCCACCCCCAGACUCUGUAAAUACUGGCCUGUUCAUUUCACCAACAUUUUAUACUCCUAAAUAAACACAGAUUCAAUCAG
Messenger RNA from Haliotis rufescens (red abalone), 7464 nucleotides. RefSeq names its product ADP-ribosylation factor 6. NCBI's taxonomy places the organism in Eukaryota, Metazoa, Mollusca, Gastropoda, Lepetellida, Haliotidae. The transcript has 5 exons. The record is from RefSeq and is a predicted model, not a curated record. Gene Ontology annotation, molecular function: GTP binding; GTPase activity. Gene Ontology annotation, cellular component: cytoplasm. Bases 272 to 799 code for a protein of 175 amino acids. Gene Ontology annotation, biological process: vesicle-mediated transport; intracellular protein transport.